Salarias fasciatus (jewelled blenny) is the source of this 1387-nucleotide messenger RNA. It is a transcript of the gene gdnfa, whose product is annotated as glial cell derived neurotrophic factor a. The transcript is spliced from 3 exons. Gene Ontology annotation, biological process: positive regulation of branching involved in ureteric bud morphogenesis; peripheral nervous system development; negative regulation of neuron apoptotic process. The record is from RefSeq and is a predicted model, not a curated record. The coding region runs from base 463 to 1230 and encodes 255 amino acids. Gene Ontology annotation, molecular function: growth factor activity; glial cell-derived neurotrophic factor receptor binding; receptor tyrosine kinase binding. NCBI's taxonomy places the organism in Eukaryota, Metazoa, Chordata, Actinopteri, Blenniiformes, Blenniidae.
UUGUGUUGCCGGGGACGCUGAUGUCUUCAUCGGUUCUCCCUUCAGCCGGAGAUGGUGGAUCUCUCUCGGAUUUCCAACGUGGAAACGUAGCAUCCAAUUAAUCAGCGACUGCAACUGUACCCCGUGAGGCGCGGUGGCACUCGGUCCGCUCUCCUCAACACCCACCUUUGGACUCCGAAGUGUGGAGAGACGCAUGGUUUGGCUUGUGCGCCGGAUCGGAAUAUGAGAAACAUACCUGGCGCAGCAUUUCAGCGUUUCUUUCUACUUGGACACGGACUGAAUGUGAACUCGCUUUGAGGAAAUCUUCAUGUUGUGGAGUCGUUAAAGUGAUUCACGCGGCUGAAUCAGCUGGGAACGCUAAAUGAGUUGCGUUUUCUGUUUGGAUUUUACCACCGGCAGCCGAGCGGAUUUCAGGUCUGCAUGGGCCAUAUUUAAGCUUUCUUCAUAGGAACUGAGUCUAAGAUGAAGUUAUGGGAUGUUUUGGCCACGUGUUUGUUGCUCCUGAGCUCUGUUGCUACACGGCCUCUCUAUCACCACUCUCAGCCAGCCAAGAGGACUUACUUCCCCAGCAGCUAUAGUGAUUCUGCGUCCCUUUCUUUGGAGGACGACGAGUCAUCGUUCCAGCGUGAAGACCACAACCUGCAGGAGAUCUCCAUGGAGGAUCAGUAUGACAUUGCGGGCCCGUACCCGGAGCAGUUCGAGGAUGUCAUGGAUUUUAUUGAGGCUACCAUCGGCAGACUCCGCAGAUCGUCGGAGCCCGACGGGGCCUCGAGGGGAAGGAGGCAGCAGAAGCAGAGAGGAGGAGCGGCAAACACAGGAGGCGCGAGAGGCGAGGGCCGGGGACACAGCGAACGGCGGCGGGGCCGGGGCCGGGGGGGCGGCCGCGGCGGCAAAGGGGGCCGAGGCGAGAGGGGGAGGGAGAGGAUAUCGGUUCAGAGCCGAGGCUGCUUGCUAAAGGAGGUCCACCUCAACGUGACGGAUUUGGGGCUGGGCUACCAGACUAAAGAGGAGCUCAUCUUCCGGUACUGCAGCGGCCCCUGCGUGGAGGCGGAGACCAACUACGACAAGAUCCUCAACAACCUCACGCACAACAAAAAGCUGGACAAGGACGCGCCGUCCCGCACCUGCUGCCGGCCCAUCGCGUUCGACGACGACCUGUCUUUUUUGGACGACAACGUGGUGUACCACACGCUGAAGAAACACUCGGCCAAGAAGUGCGGCUGCGUCUAAAGUCACGACCAGCAUCGGCGGACUCGAGGAUGAACUGUACGAGCGGUGCUGCGGCGUGAGGGAUUACUGUCGGACAGAGAGGGAGCGCGUCGUCCCUCGUCUUUCUUUUGUUUUUUUGUUUUUUGUUUUGUUUGUGUCAGUAGUUAUUCAGAGGAGC